AUGCGCGCUUUUAUUGUAUUGUGCUUGGUGUCCGUGGCCUGCGCCGACAAGCUCGGCUAUAACUAUCGUCCAGUUGGACACUCCAACGCGGGACUGUCCUUUGCUCCUGGCAGUGGCAGCAACGCUGGCAGUCUUGGAGGACUCGGUCUCGGCGCUGGACUCGGCGGCAGCAACUACGGCAGCCUGGACAGCGGUCUGGGUAGCUCUGGACUGGGCUCUGGCAGCUCCGGCUUGGGCAACUUGGGAUUGAGCGGUGGUUUCGGCAGCUCUGGACUGGGCAGCUCUGGCUUGGGCAGCUCUGGACUGGGCAGCUCUGGACUCGCUGGACCCGUUGACUACAGCUCUGCUCCCGCCUCUUCGGAGUUGGACAAGGAAUUCUACACCUUCUCCGCCAACGAGGAUGACUUCAAUGAGCCCCAAGCUCUGGAGCGUGUGCAAAACUCUGUCAACAAGGGACUGCGCGUCGUCUUCAUCAAGGGACCCGAGAACCGUGGCCUGGAGAACGCUGCUCUGGCUCUGGCCAAGCAGGCUGCCCAACAGGAGACCGCCAUCUAUGUGCUCAACAAGCAGACCGACCUCGGCGAGCUCGCCCAGAAGUUCAACGCUGUGCGCAACAAUGUGAACAACAAGCCCGAGGUGCACUUCGUCAAGUACCGCACUCCCGAGGAUGCUGCCAACGCUCAGCGUGCCAUCCAGUCUCAGUACGAUCAGUUGGGCGGUUCCAGCCAGUCUCACAAUGGCGGCGUUGCUCCUGCUCUGAACUUUGCUUCCGCUUCGGCUGUGCGUCAGCCCAACGCUCAGAUCCCCGAGAACUCGUAUCUGCCCUCAUCGGUGCUGAACCGUCUGCGCUUCCGUCGCUAA
Messenger RNA from Drosophila busckii, 861 nucleotides. Its product is annotated as pupal cuticle protein 36-like. NCBI's taxonomy places the organism in Eukaryota, Metazoa, Arthropoda, Insecta, Diptera, Drosophilidae. The coding region runs from base 1 to 861 and encodes 286 amino acids. The record is from RefSeq and is a predicted model, not a curated record. The transcript has a single exon.